CAACAAUGUGGUUCUCUGCAUUGCUGGCUUGUAUAGUAGCUGUGAUCACCGUUCAUGUAGUGCACAUCCUGCACAAACACAACAAAAAGAGAGUUUCUCCUACUUGGCCUCCCGGCCCUGCCGGCUACCCCAUCCUCGGCAACCUUCUCUAUGUCAUUGGCCCGCUCCGCAACAACCCGCACUCCGCGCUCGCCUCCCUCGCUCAAACCUAUGGACCCGUCUUGUCCCUCCGCCUCGGUCUGACCCGCACCAUCGUCGUGGUGUCCUCAGCCGCUGCGGCUCACGAGGCCCUUGCCAAAAAUGAUGCAGCACUCGCGUCCAGGCUUGUGCCGGACACCGUUCAUGCCAUGUCGUAUGGCGCGACGUCCAUGGUCUUCCUUCCAAGCUCCAACCCAUUGUGGAAGCAAGACCGCACCAUCAUGGGCGCCCGCUUCUCCUCUGGCCGGGGCUUGGAUACAAUCCGGCCCAUCUUGGAAUGCCAUGCCGGGCAUCUCACCGAGCACUUAAGGGCAUGCUCUGGCACUGGCACGCCGGUCGUAAUCAGGGAGGCCGUGAACCGCACGGUGCUCAAUGUCAUAUCCAACAUCCUCUUUUCUGAGGAUGUGGUGGACUUGUGCAUGCCGGGGCCCCAACCUUUUAGGGGACUCAUAGUGCCGGUUUUAGAGGAGUGGUCAAAAUCCAACGUCUCCGACGCCUUCCCCUUCCUUGCACCAAUUGACCACCUCCUUGGCUCGCGCCGCCGCAUUUCCAUACAUCUCGCCAAACUCUUCAAGUUCUUUCACCAAGAGAUCAUUCAGCGCCGGUUAGCUAGAACUAGCACCGGCGGUAAGAACACCAACGACGUCUUGGACAUUCUCCUCAUGCGACAUGCCAUGUCCAAGCUCACGCGCCAAGAAAUAGUCACGUUCCUAACAGAUAUGUUCAUCGCGGCAAGUGACACGAGCACAGUUACUGUGCAGUGGGCUAUGGCGCAGCUACUGCGCCACCCAGAGAAGAUGGACAAGGUGCGAAACGAGCUCUCAGCAUGCCUUGCAGUUGGGUCCAGUGAUUUUGUUAAGGAGAGCGACCUCGACAACCUUCCCUACCUCCACGCCGUGGUGAAGGAGACAUUGCGGCUGCACCCAGCAGUACCAUUGAUACCACGGGAGGUGGCUGCCGACGGAGUCUCACUGGGUGGAUUCCCCAUCCCGAUCGGAACAGGUGUCGUUGUCAACUUGUGGGCAAUCGGAAGAGACCCUGCGAUGUGGCCUCAACCUGACAAGUUCGUGCCUGAAAGGUUCCUGGCUGUAGGUGCAGGUGAGGCCGUGCACUUUCAAGGCAAGGGCGACAAUACCUAUAGGCCAUUCGGCGCCGGACGGAGGGUCUGCCCUGGAAUGGACUACGCUCUGCGAUCGGUUCCGCUAUUGCUAGCCUCACUUGUCCACAAAAUGGAAUGGAGACUACCUGAUGGGAUUACACCCGAGGAUUUGGACCUCAGCGACCGCUAUGGCACUGUGCUAAAUCUUGCUAUGCCACUACGUGUUAUGCCAGUGUCCAUCGUGUGACGUCCAUGGUUGCUCCAACAC
Messenger RNA from Hordeum vulgare subsp. vulgare (domesticated barley), 1565 nucleotides. RefSeq names its product cytochrome P450 76M5-like. The transcript has 2 exons. The record is from RefSeq and is a predicted model, not a curated record. Gene Ontology annotation, molecular function: heme binding; iron ion binding; oxidoreductase activity, acting on paired donors, with incorporation or reduction of molecular oxygen. Lineage: Eukaryota; Viridiplantae; Streptophyta; Magnoliopsida; Poales; Poaceae. Bases 6 to 1544 code for a protein of 512 amino acids.